This is a messenger RNA of Wallemia ichthyophaga EXF-994, 3252 nucleotides long. RefSeq lists its product as uncharacterized. NCBI's taxonomy places the organism in Eukaryota, Fungi, Basidiomycota, Wallemiomycetes, Wallemiales, Wallemiaceae. The transcript has 3 exons. The record is from RefSeq and is a predicted model, not a curated record. The coding region runs from base 1 to 3252 and encodes 1083 amino acids.
AUGGAUCAAUCGAUUAACCUCGAGUUGAAUAAUAAUGAGGAUAAUCUUUUAGAUACCACCUUCAAUGGCUUGAAUAAUAACCUCUUAAACAGCCCAACUGUCUCUACAAGAUCACCAAAGCGUCAACACAGACUGAGGAAUAAUGCAUCCCCUGUUAAGAGACCAGAUGUCUUUCAACCAGUCAAUAGACCUUCUUCCACGCGCCACUCUACACGCCUUUCUCCCUCCAAACACACCCCCAGUCGCGUCGAUUUGGUACUCGACGCUGCCAAAGCGCGUAUCAAUCAGCAGUCUGAAAAUGAAUCCCCACCUGCAGCUCGACACAAAGAAGACGCUAUCCGCAAAGCCAAAGAGGAGCAUAUGGCGCGUUUAGCAGCAGAAGAGGCCGAAGCAGAUGCAGAAGCAGUCCGACAGAGGCAGGCAGACGAGAAAGAAAAAGAACAAGAAGCAAACGCAUCUGCUGAACAAGCCCGUCUACAACGAAUAGCCACUGAAAAGGCUCACGCGGCACGCGCCGAGCAGGAGAAAUUCCGUCUUGAGCGUGCUGAAUCGAACAGACGACGUGAAGAGGCACGUCUAGCACGAGAAAUGGCAGCUAGAGCUGAGGCUGAGCGUAUAGAAAAUGAACGUAAAAGACAGGAGAAGGAGGAGAGAGAUAACGCAGCGCGUAGACGCGUCGAAGCUGCUCAACGUCGCGAAACUGAACGUAUCGAUCGUGAGAGAAUCGAAGCUGAUGCUAAAGCUGAGAAAGAGUUGGCAGAUAAAGAACUUGCUCAACGCUUGGAUGCUGAGCGAAUCGCUAAUCAGCGCGAAGCUGCUAGAAAACGCGAAGAGGCGGCUAAAAAGAGAGAAGAAAUUCGUCAAGCUAGAUCAGCUAAAUUGGAACACGCUGCUAAAGUCGAAGCUGCUAAAGUCGAAGCUGAGAAAGUCGCAAAUGAGGAACGCAAGAAAGAGGACACCAGACGUAAGAGAGAAACUGAAGCUAAGGAGAAAGAAGAACGUGAGAUAGAGGCUAGGGAAAAAAAACAGCGUGAUCAAGAAAGAAAGGAAAAAGAGCAACUUGAGGCAAGAAUCGCUAAAGAAAUUGCAGAGAAAGAAGCAUACCUUGAGAAAGAACGACAUCUCGCCAGAUUGGCGAAAGAAAAGGUUGACGAAGAAGCCAGACUAGCGCAAAUCGCCAAACAAAAGGCAGAAGAGGAAUCACGCAUUGAGAGAGAACGUCAUCUUGCGAGACUAGCGAAAGAGAAAGCUGACGAAGAUGCACGCGUUGAAAGAGAACUUCAUCUUGCGAGGCUAGCGAAAGAAAGAGAUGAACAAGUUAGGCUAGCGCAAAUCGCCCAAGAAAGAGCCGAAGAAGAAGCACGCAUUGAAAGAGAACGUCAUCUCGCCAGACUAGAGAAAGAAAGAGACGAACAGGCCAGACUUGCACAAAUUGCCGAACAAAAAGCAGAAGAGGAAGCACGCAUUGAGAGAGAACGUCAUCUUGCAAGACUAGCGAAAGAAAAAUCCGAUGAAGAGGCUCGAAUCGCUACAGAAAUAGCAGAUAAAAAGGCACGCGACGAAAAAGAUCGCCAUCUCGCCAUAUUGGCUAAAGAGAAAGCCGACAAAGAAGCCAGAAUCACCAAACAGAAGGCAGAGGAAGAAGCACGGUUAGAAAAAGAACGGCAUUUUGCUAGACUUGCAAAUGAGCGCGAACAGGCUACAAAGGCCGCCAAGCAUCGCCAAGAAGAGGCUAUACGCGCAGCUAAGCAACACGGCAUAAGACAAAGGCAGGAGCGCAAAGAAAGAGAGGAGGCUGUGCUCUCCAAAAAGCGUGAAGAAGAGGCUGCUAGGCUUUCCAAAGAGCGUGCCACACGCGAGCAGGAGAGGAGGAAGAGGCAGGAAGAGAAAACUAAAUUGGAGCGCGAAGAGCUGGUGAAGAAACGUGAAGAAAAUCGCUCACAGAGGGAAGCAGUGACUGUCGAGGAAGAACAAAAGAAUCGACGUGAGCAGCUCCGGAGAAAUCAACAGCAGCAGCAAACGCACGAGCGCGGCGAUGCUGGCAAAAAACGCGAGGCUAAGGUAGCAAAGCAAAAGGCGAGAGGCGUUGAGCUCGCGCGUGAGAGAGCGGAAGAGUUGGAGAAAUCUACUCGUGAAGAGGAGUAUAGACUUUCUAAGGAGCAUAUAGAGCGCGAAGAAGUCAUGGCCCAGCUUGGUAUACUUAUCGACGAGGCGGAGGAGAAUGGCGCUAGUUCCAGUAACGGGAAUCGGAGAGCGACACGCAUAGACAGAGAAUCACGUCAAGCUACUAAAAGCAAGAAUAAUUCACGAUCCGCACCAAAUGACACAAAAUCCAUAUCUUCCAACAAAGGGAAGCGAAAGGCUACAGAUGCGCCUCGGCCACCAUCUCCUACCAACAAAGACGAUCUCUUCGCCAGACGCCAACGAGACGCUCAAAGAAGCCAAAACAAGACAACUGUACCAGUUGCAUUCAAUUUCGCUACAGGUGGUCCACGUGCACGUAAGACUAAAUCACCAAUCAAAAAAUCACAUCAGUCUUCGCCGUUCAUUAACAGGAAUACACGCUCUCGGCGUAUUAUACCCACUAUGUCAAGUAACAGUCCUCUCAAAGUAGAUGGCAAGACUGCGCGAGAGCGGCAACAAGAAUAUGCUUCGACGUUAAAACGUGCUGCUCCAUCUACAUCUGCAUCUCUUCUCUCACCCAGCAAGCGUCGCAAACGCAAUCACGUCUUCCCAUCACCCAACAAGACACAUCGUCUAGAGUCUAUAAGACGACUAGAAGAGCAGCGGGAGAAAAAGAGACGAUCUAUGACGCCCAAUCUUAUAACUAACAUUGAGCAAAACACAAUUGGUCUUCACUCAGAUCAUAGGCAUCAGUUACAUUCUGAACGAUUUCAAAGUAGAGUCAAACAAUGGCGACAGUUCGAGAAGGAUCAGAAAGAGUUUCGCAGUACUGAGAUGCCAAACUUUAAGGAGUUGCACGCAGAGUCUAAAGAGCAGUUUGAGAGACGGAAGAAAGCGGCAAGAGAGCAAUACACGGAAACUCAACCAACUGACAUACAUCUCACGACUGAGUCAAGAUCUAAGACUGGGUUUCUUACUUAUAUAGACGAGCGCGAAAGGCUGCGUGAGCAACACAGAGAACAACAAGCUGCUGAACGAUUGCAACGACAAGAGGAAGAGGACAGGGAGUAUAGACGACAACUCGACCAACUCGCCAAGGAACGAGUACAUCCUAAUCCAUUCACCUGA